Microcebus murinus (gray mouse lemur) is the source of this 7224-nucleotide messenger RNA. The record is from RefSeq and is a predicted model, not a curated record. NCBI's taxonomy places the organism in Eukaryota, Metazoa, Chordata, Mammalia, Primates, Cheirogaleidae.
AGAGAGGUUCUGCCCUCCCAGGUGCGCAGGCCACCCGAGUCACCGUCAACGCCCCACGGGCCGCCCGCAAUCUCCAAACCGUACCCAAUCUCAAAGUUUACCACUAGCUCAGUCUGCUAAACGUACCCAGAAUCCAACCAUUUUUCCUUCCCCUGCUGCCUUACCUGCCCGGGUUCCAACAUCUGCUCACCUGGACAGGCGGAGUCGCCUCCACGCUCGUCCCCGGCUCCACCCUCGCCCCCCACGGGCUGUCCGCCCUGAAGCAGCCACCAGAGGGCGCCCGUGAGCACCUGAGUCCGGGCCUUUCCCUCCUCUGCCCACAGCCCUCCAUGGCUCCCACCUUCCUCCGGGCCAAAGCCCAAGUCCUCCCCGCAGCCCACCAGGACCUGCACGACCUGCCCUGUUCCCUCCCCAUCUUCCCCUCUUCCCUCUUAGCCCCGUGCUCACUCUGCUCUAGCCACACGGGCCUCCUCGCUGUGCCUCCAACACACCAGGUGCGGUCCUGCCCCGGGGCCUUUGCACAGGCUGUGCUCUCUGCCCGGAGCUCUCCCCUCACUGAUAUUCCCACAUCUCACUCCCUUACUUCCUUUACUUUAACCUGUCAAUUGUCCCUCUCAUUCCCCUAUGGCCUCCCUGGGAGCAGAGACUGUCUUUUCCUUUCUUUCUUUCAACAAAUGUGUAUUGAGCACCUACUGUGUGCCAAGGGCAGGUGCCAAGGAUGCAGCUGGCAAAGGAGAGAGACAAAAGCCACUGCCCCCAAAGAACAUGCAUCUGAAGGCAGAGGCAGAUGGAAUGCAUAAACCAAGGAAUGACUGCAGAGAGUGGCAGGAAAUCAAUGAAAAUACAGAAAACAGAUGAAUGGACAACCGCAAUGGGGCCCAUCCAUGCGACAGGGCAGUAUCCAGUCUUAAAAAGAAAGGAAAUUCUGACACCUGCUUCAAGAUGAACCUUGAGGACAUCCUGCUCCGUGGAAUAAAGCCAGUCACAGAAGGGCAGAUCCCGUGGGACUCCACUCACAGGAGGCCCCUGGAGUGGUCGAUCUACAGAGACAGAAAGUAGAACGGCUCUGAGCCCAAGCCAUGUGUCCAGCCCUUUGACCCUGGAGCUACAGCCUCUGCCAGCAAGAACAGCAGGGCACCCUGGAGGCCUGAGAACCCCGACUUCUUCUCCACCAUGGGGGAUGAGCAGGAGCAUGAUUUCCCCAGGCAGCUCAGCGACAGCGUGGAGGACCUCGGCCUGGAUUUGGGGGCCCUGCAGGGCAGCGAGUACCUCCAGGACUUGGGCCUCAGGGCCCCUUCCCACAGCCCCCCUGGGGAUGCCAAGGACAGCGGCCCUCCUGGCGAAGAAGCUAGAGCGGAGUCGCCCUUCUCCAGCUUGGUGGGGUCCCAGAGCCUGCCACCACGGCGGCGCAGCUGGGAGAGGUCCCGGAGCUGCUCGGACAGCUGGCGGAGGCUCAGCCUUGACGCUUCGCCUGUGGAUGAGGGACCCUGUCUCCCUCGGACGCUGGCCAGUCUUGCUCUGAACCUGCCGGCAGAGGGGCUGAAGACGUGGACCCAAGGGUGUCUGCCCGGGGGCAGGGCCCCAGCAGAACCGCCAGGCAAGGAAUGUGACAACCAGGAGAAAAGAGUGAGGUCACAGUCAGUUCCAGUGUCCUUUUAUGAGAUCAGCUCCCUGGAAAUCUCUCCGGCUUUGGAAGUGUCCACAGCACCUGCUCGAGGCCUAGAGCCCCCAGUGCUGGAGUGCAUCGAAAAGGACCACGUGGAGCCAGACCACGUGUUGAUUGUUCAACAAGUGCUUCAAGAACUCCGGCAGUACCAUGGGGCCCGGCAGAGGGCUUGCAUGUCAGCCAGCCCUGGAGGAGCCCACUCGAACCUCACCUGGUUUGAGUUCCUGUCGGAGAGCGAGGAUGGUGCCGGCAAGAACGAGAAGAGUGAGAAAAGCACCGGAGUGAGGCGCAGGCUGAGCUGCCUCCGAAGUCGAGUCACCAGACAGAAGGAGAAGGUGAAGAGUCCGGUCCAGCUGAAGGAGAAAGGCCAAGAUGCUCGGGAGAAGCGGGAGUGUGUCGCCGGGCACCAGCUCGUGCAAGGGACCUUCCUCAGCCACUCCAGCUGCUGCCCCCUGUGUGGCAAGCCCUUCCUGAGCUCCGCCUCGCUCAAGGAGCACCCCCGGGGCACCCUCCUGUCCGACGGCAGCCCAGCCCCAGCCCCGUCCAGGAAUGUUGGCAUGACGGUCUCGCAGAAAGGGGGUCCCCAGCCAACACCGAGCCCGGCUGGAACUGGGACGAGACUUGGACCAAUCACAGGAGAGAUGGAUGAAGCCGAUUACGUGUUUUUAAAAUAUAAGCAGGCAGCCGAUGACUCCCUUUCGCUCACGUCUUCUAAUGUCGAGUCCGUUUUCAUAGAAGACCCCUACGCUGCCUCGUUGAAGAGCGAGAUCGAAUCGGACGGCCACGAGUUCGAGGCCGAGUCCUGGAGCCUCGCCGUGGACUCAGCCUACGCCAAGAAGCAGAAGAGGGAGGUGGUGAAAAGACAGGAUGUCCUUUAUGAGCUGAUGCAGACAGAGGUGCACCACGUGCGGACGCUCAGGAUCAUGCUCCGGGUGUACUUCAGGGCCCUGCAGGAGGAGCUGCAGCUCAGCUGCGCCGCCAUCAGCCGCCUCUUCCCCUGCGCCGACGACCUGCUGGACAUGCACGGCCGCUUCCUCUCCCGGCUCAAGGAGCGCCGCCACGAGUCCCUGGAGGAGGGCAGCGACCGGAAUUACAUCAUCCAGAAAAUCGGGGACCUCUUGGUGCAGCAGUUUUCAGGUGAAAAUGGAGAGAGAAUGAAAGAAAAAUACGGGUUGUUUUGCAGUGGCCACAACGAGGCCGUCAGUCAGUACAAGUUGCUGUUGCAGCAAAGCAAGAAAUUUCAAAACUUGAUCAAGAAAAUCGGCAACUCGGCCGUCGUGAGGCGGCUGGGCGUGCAGGAGUGUCUCCUCCUGGUGACGCAGCGCAUAACCAAGUACCCGGUGCUGGUGGAGCGCAUCAUUCAGAACACGGAAGCCGGCACCGAGGACUACGAAGACCUGACCCAGGCCCUGAACCUCAUCAAAGACAUCAUCUCGCAAGUAGACGCCAAGGUCAGCGAGUGUGAGAAAGGCCAGCGCCUCAGGGAGAUCGCGGGGAAGGUGGACCUCAAGUCCUCCAGCAAACUCAAGAACGGGCUCAGCUUCCACAAGGAGGACAUGCUUCAGCGGCAGCUCCACCUGGAGGGCAUGCUGUGCUGGAAGACCACGUCCGGGCGCCUGAAAGACGUCCUCGCCGUCCUGCUGACCGACGUGCUGCUGCUGCUCCAGGAGAAGGACCAGAAGUACGUCUUCGCGUCCGUGGACUCGAAGCCCCCCGUCAUCUCGUUACAAAAGCUCAUCGUGAGGGAGGUGGCCAACGAGGAGAAAGCGAUGUUUCUGAUCAGCGCCUCCCUGCAAGGCCCCGAGAUGUACGAGAUCUACACGAGCUCCAAAGAGGACAGGAACGCCUGGAUGGCCCACAUCCGGAGGGCCGUGGAGAGCUGCCCCGACGAGGAGGAAGGGCCCUUCAGCGAGGCCGAGGAGGAAAGGAAGGUGAUUGAGGCCCGAGCCGCGAGACUCAGGGACUUCCAAGAGCGUCUGAGCCUGAAGGACCAGCUGAUUGCACAGAGCCUCCUGGAGAAGCAGCAGAUCUACCUGGAGAUGGCCGAGAUGAGCGGACUCGAGGACCCGGCCCGGCCCCGCACCCUCUUCCGGGGAGGGGACCCCGCCGAGACCCUGCAUGGGGAGCAGAUCCUCAAGUCGGCCAUGAGCGAGAUCGAGGGCAUCCAUACCCUGCUCUGCAGGCGGCUGGGCAGCGCCAACGGCCAGGCGGAGGACGGCGGCAGCUCUGUGGGCCUGCCCCGGAGGGCCGAGACCUUCGGGGGCUACGACAGCACCAGCAGCCCCAGCAAGAAUGGCAGUUUUAAGAAGAAAGUCGGCAGCAACGAGCCCAGGCCCCGAGACUGGCGAGGCCCCACGAACAGCCUGGACUCGAGGCUCAGUGAUGGCGACGCCCCGGGCUGCUCUGAGGAACCCCUGCAGGUGGUGGAAGCGCCUGGCUCGGAGUGUGGCCCCCGUCUGCCUGCCAUCCUGGAGUCGGAGCUGGUGCAGCGGGUCCAGACACUGUCUCGGCUGCUCCUAAGCCUCCAGGCGGUCAUCGCGCAGCAGGACAGCUACGUGGAGACGCAGCGGGCGGCCAUCCAGGAGCGCGAGAAGCAGUUCCGGCUGCAGUCGACGCGCGGGAACCUGCUGCUGGAGCAGGAGCGGCAGCGCAACUUCGAGAAGCAGCGGGAGGAGCUGGCCUGCGCGGAGAAGCUGCAGAGCCAGCUGCGGCAGGAGCGGCAGCGCUGGGAGCGCGAGCGCCAGCGGCAGCGGCAGGAGCUGGAGCGCGCGGGCGCGCUGCUGCAGGAGCGCGAGGACCAGGUGCGGCAGCUGCUCGAGCGGCUGGGCCAGGAGCGCGCCGAGCUGGAGUGCCAGCGCCAGGCCUACCAGCACGACCUGGAGCGGCUGCGCGAGGCCCAGCGCGGCGUGGAGCGCGAGCGCGAGCGCGACCGCGAGCGCCUGGAGCGGCUGGAGCGCCUGGAGCUGCUGCGCCGCCUCAAGAAGCAGAACACGGCGCCGGGCGCGCUGCCGCCCGAGUCCCAGGCCGAGGCCCAGCCCCCAAGCCAUCCUCCCAGCUUCAAUGGGGAUGGGCUGGAGGGGCCCCGGGCCAGUGUGCCGCUGCCCGGCGUGGGGCCUGAGUACGCAGAGCGGCCCGAGGUGGCUCGCCGGGACAGCGCCCCCGCCGAGGGCCGGCCGGCCAAGAGCGACGUGCCCAUCCAGUUGCUCAGCGCCACCAACCAGAUCCAGAGGCAGGCGGCCGUGCAGCAGCAGAUCCCCACCAAGCUGGCCGCCUGCACCAAGGGCGGCAAGGACAAGGGCGGCAAGGACAAGGGCGGCAAGAGCAGGGGCUCCCAGCGCUGGGACAGCUCAGCGUCCUUCGACCUGAAGCAGCAGCUGCUGCUCAACAAGCUCAUGGGGAGGGACGAGAGCACCUCUCGGAACCGCCGGUCACUGAGCCCCACCCUGCCCGGCAGCCUCGGCCCUGCACCGCCCCCCGACUCCUGCUCCCCAGCGCCGAGCCCAGCCCAGGUGGACAGCCCCCCUGACUGCCUCCCCCUCAAGGCCGCGGGCACUCCCUUCCCGCCUGUGCCCCCGUCCCCCUCGCCACUGCCGGCCACAGCACUCAGCACCAAGGACGAAGCCCCCAAGGAAGACGUCAUCUUCUUCUAAAACACCAGGGAUCGAGGUGCCGACCCCUCCCUGCCCUGCCCACUCUCCAUGCUCUCUGGGGACCUCCGAGGGGUCACCGAGCCUGCCCAGCUGUCCCCUCCCCUUCCCGAGCAAACCACCGAGGACCGCCUGGCGGGGCCAGCCUGUUGGUGCUUUGGGUCUCGAGGCUCUUUCUGUAGGGUGAGCGCCGGUGCCUGGGUCCCUUUCUAAACCUCUUUUUGUGUUUGUUUUCAAGAUGGAAAGUUUUUAAUCGAAGGUUGAACCAGAGCUAAACCAGGGAGCUCUUUUAAGUCGCAGCACCCCCUCUGGGUGGCAGGCGACCAGCCCUAAGCCGUGCGUCCGAGGCAGUGAGUGGGGGCGCUGGUUCUGCAGGGCCGGAGGACAGGACAGACCUCGGUCCAGGAAGGAGCUGCUGGCCCCGGCCGCGCCCCUUGGCCGCUAGGAGAUGCGGGAGCGAGUAGUUAGGGACACACGCAAGUUCACAGUGAACCUCGGGGCCGGCGAAUGAGCUGGGCCCAGGGUGGACACAGCCAGCCCAGGGACAGAGAAGGCCAGGGGACGAGGCCAGCCAAGGGCACGGCUGAUGGCGCUCCAGGGGGUUCUGCGGGUGCAGAAGCUUAUCCUGUCCUUUUAACCUGGCAGGGGUUUUGAACCCACCGCCCUUCCUCACGCACUUGGCCUGAGAGGCCGAGCCUCGCACUUCAGCCAGGGCCAGCACACGCCCCAGGUGGGGGUCCUCGGCCCCCGGGAAAUGAGCUAGCGUUCCCAGGUGAGCGGAGGAAGCCCCAGCGCCAGUGUGCCACCUGCCCGGUGGGUGUUGACACGACGCAUCCCAGGCGUGGGGAGGAGACGCCUGGAGCUGCUGCCAGCGAGUGGACCAGUGUCACCUGCGGCCCCUGACUUGCAGCGAGCUGUUGCAGCCGCGUCCACGGCCCUGGAAGAGUGGGGGUGGGGCAUUGGGGAUGGCGUCUAACGUCCAGCAUUGUCCCAAGUGGCACGUGGGCCCCAGCUGGAGCCGAGUCAUUCUCCCAAACGCAGCGUCUGGGCCGCGCAGCGAGGGGCCUCUGCCUUCUCCCAGUGCGCGGGCAGAGCCGCCCCAUUACGCCUGACGCAGGGGGUGGGGACAUUCCCACCACUCGGGGUCAGGCGGGCACAGGACACGGGAAACGACCUCGGGAACUGUUCACCCUGUAGCCGAGGCGCCACUCAGUGCCAUGAGCUCGGGAGGGGACGGGACAGGGGCAGGCGAUGACCAGGAACGUCUCAGCGGCACGGCCAGUCGGUGACAAGGUACCAAGAGCAGCAGCUUCUAGCAUCACCCGGGCACAGCGAGUGACCUGGUGUCCGCAGGCUCCUGGCCCCUGGGAGGACCUCGACCUCCAAGCCUGGUCCUUCUGUGAUCAGCAGCUCUCGCCCUGCGACCUAAGCGUCCCCACCCUGUCGGUCUCGUCUGUGCCAUGCUGAUAAUCAGUGUUUUGUAUUUUUGUACUGAGAAGUACUGGAGCACUUUAGCAGAGCUGACUUCACAUUCCCGUUCUGUCGCGAAGAGGACAUUCCCGGGCCCACCUGAGCCGGUGUGCCCUGGUGCCACCCGCCGAGACGCCAGGAUUCCUUGGACAAGAAGUUCGAGGAACCUCUGCUUGGCCACGAGGCAGAGGGGUCUCGGUCAGGCCACGCAGCAGGACGGCGUCGCUGGCCCUUCCCCCACUGUACCCCUCGGUCGCUCCUGGGUGGAGCCCAGUGCUACCUGUCAAGUCGGUGGUCGAGCAGAAGUUCCUGCGCGCGUCCCCGUCAGUCGUGUCCACCUGCUAAUUGUUUUUACGAUGAUUACGUUUCCUCACCAUGGGAUGAUUCGGAACCGCCUUAGAACUUAAGACCCGAUUCUAGCAAUAAAGGUGUCUAAGAUGA